This is a messenger RNA of Schistocerca americana (American grasshopper), 4344 nucleotides long. RefSeq names its product protein trachealess-like. Gene Ontology annotation, biological process: regulation of transcription by RNA polymerase II. Bases 66 to 2534 code for a protein of 822 amino acids. Lineage: Eukaryota; Metazoa; Arthropoda; Insecta; Orthoptera; Acrididae. The record is from RefSeq and is a predicted model, not a curated record. Gene Ontology annotation, molecular function: DNA-binding transcription factor activity, RNA polymerase II-specific; protein dimerization activity; RNA polymerase II transcription regulatory region sequence-specific DNA binding. The transcript is spliced from 15 exons.
UGCGUGUGCGCUGGCAGCGGGCAGUGAGCGUGUGAAAUCUCAGCGGGCGAGUUUUUUUGUGCAGCAUGUUGCCGUACCAGGCGGUGGCGAUGGACUACGCCGUCACGUCGUCCUUUCAGCGGCAGCCGGGUUCUGGUGCGCUCAUCAACCCGGCCUUCACGCACUCCUGUAUCUUGGAGGUGCGGAAGGAGAAGAGUCGAGAUGCAGCUCGCAUCCGGCGCGGCAAGGAGAACUUCGAGUUCUACGAGCUGGCCAAGAUGCUGCCCCUGCCCGCCGCCAUUACGUCGCAGCUGGACAAGGCGUCCAUCAUCCGGCUGACCAUUUCCUACCUCAAGCUGCGCGACUUCUCGGGGCACGGCGACCCGCCAUGGAGUCGCGACGGCCCGCCGCCGAAUAAAAGCGUUAAGGGCCCUGUCCGGCCGCGUUCUGUUGCUGGAAUAGCGAUGGAAAUGUUCGAGCAGCACCAAGGAACCCAUAUUCUGCAAUCGCUGGACGGAUUCGCCUUCGCCCUGGCUGCAGACGCGCGGUUUCUGUACAUUUCGGAGACCGUCUCCAUCUACCUGGGUCUCUCACAGGUGGAGAUGACGGGCAGCAGCAUCUUCGAGUACAUCCACCAGCAGGACCACGCGGAGCUGGCCGAGCAGCUGGGUCUGGGGCUGGCGCAGGGGCAGUCGCUCGCCUCGCCCGGCAGCGCGGGCUCCGAGGAGGGCGCGCCCCAGGGCACCAACAACCCCGACGUGGCGACGCAGAUGAGCUUGAGUAGCAGCUCGGCGUACAAGGGGCUGGACCGAGCCUUCUGCGUACGGAUGAAGUCCACGCUAACGAAGCGGGGCUGCCACUUCAAGUCUUCGGGAUACCGGGUGGUGCUGGUGCUGAGCCGGCUGCGGCCGCAGUACACGUUCUCGCACGCGCGCAAGUCGUCGCCGCCGCUGCUGGGCAUGGUGGCCAUCGCCAUGGCGCUGCCGCCGCCCAGCGUCCACGAGAUCCGCCUCGAGUCCGACAUGUUCGUCACACGUAUCAACUUCGACUUCCGGAUAGCGCACUGCGAACCUAGGGUAUCAGAAUUACUCGACUACACGGCCGACGAACUGACAGGCAAGAACCUCUACACAUUGUGCCACGGGGAAGACGCCAACAAGCUGAGGAAAUCCCACCUCGACUUGAUCAACAAGGGGCAGGUGAUGACGCAGUAUUACAGGUUAAUGAACAAGAGCGGAGGCUACACGUGGGUGCAGACGUGCGCCACCGUCGUCUGCAACUCGAAGAACGCAGACGAGCAGAACAUCAUCUGCGUCAACUACAUUAUCAGCGGACGCGAGUACGAGAACGUGGUGAUGGACUGCUGCCAGAUGGACGACGCCGUGCCGCAGACAGUCAAGAGGGAGGACAACGACCCCGAGAACCCCUCUCCCGACGCCGACAGGCCCGGCGGUCGCAGCAGCGGCGCGGGCGCGGCCAGCCAGCAGCAGCCGCCGCAGCAGCCGCAGCCGGAGCCCCACCGGUCGCCGCCGGACCUGGAGGAGGGCUCUUCGCAGGGCGCGGCCGGCGCCGGCGCGGGCGCUGGCGCGGGGGAGCCGCACGGCAGACGGCUCGCCGCCCCCGCACCCGGCCCAUCGCAGCUCGGCGGCGGGCUGAGCAUCCGCGCGCUCAAGAAGCUGGCGGCGACGCGCGGACGCCCGCACAAGCCGGCGGCGGCCAAGCGAGCGGCCGUGCUCAGCCCCGCGUCCUCGUCCUGCCACUCGUCGUCGGCGGCGGCCGCGCUGCCCUCCGACCACAGCCCCAAGCCCGACGACCCCGACGGCCAGCCCGGGCCCCCAGGUGGUGGCGGAGCAGGGGGCGGCGGUACGUCGGUGAAAGACCUGGAGCACGCCAUGUCGAAGCACCUCCCGGCGGCCACUCCACCACAGCAGCAGCAGCAGCAGCAGCCGACGGACUUCAGCACGGACGCGCUUCUGAAGCAGCAACAGCAGCAGCAGCAGCAGCAGCAGCGGAGUACGAUCCAGUGGAUCGGCGCGCAUCACCUGGGGGCGCACGGCGCGCACCAGGCGACGGCGGCCGGCCCGCUGCCCGCGUCGGCGCUGCUGCGCCAGCUGUACGCCAACCGCGAGAGUGUCAUCCGCGCCAACGUGCACGCUGCCGCCGCCGCGCGCGGCUCCUCCGCCUACUACACCGCCGACCAGGCCGCCGCCUCGAGCGCCGCCGCCGCUACUGCCUACGACUACCACUCGGCCAUGACUCCGCCCUCGUCCGUGUCGCCGCGCGACAAGCACCAGCAGCAGCUCUUCGACGGUUACCAGUACGAGCUGCCCGCUCAGCCGCUCCCUCUUAAGCCGCAGGUGUACUCUGCUGUACAUCCAUCGGCCCUAGAUGCUGCAUACUCAUCGCUAGACCAGGCACAAUUCUAUCACCACCAUGGGGCAGCACAAGCAUUUCAUCUCUACCAUCCAGCAGCUAAUAAGACAGUGACAGCCACAGCAACUGUCUACCCAGAAGCACUGAAGAACUCUGCCAACUGGUAUUCCACCACUUCCUAGUACAGCCAACGCAGCCCUUCAGAAUAUUUGUACUUAAUGUCAACACAUGUAAUAUAACAUACAGUUCAUUUUUCAGUGUAAGAUAUUACAGAGUGUGUCUAGUGAGCACAUUUGGGUGAGAAGAAACUGCAGGCCAAAGUAAACUUUCUGCUCUGUUUUCUGAGACUAUAGUGAAAAUUCAGUCUGUCCGAUUAUUUAACAGAGCUUGGAACUGAAGUGAUAAGCAUUCCAAGUGUACAGGAAGCUUUCUUUUACGUAUUUCCUUCAUAUGUAGGUCAUACAGUUUGCAGAAGAAAUAUUUGUAGCUGCAGCUGUGUCACUGCAGCAUGGAUGAAUGCAGAUACUUUUACAGACAAAGCUAAAAUACAGUCUGAGAUUGUUCUGCCUUACAGAUGAUGGAGAGGUAUGAUUCAGCCCCAUUGGAUCCAGAUGGAGGGCUAAAAAGUCAAUGACAAGGAGUAUUCUUAGCUCAAGCAUAAUAAUACUCUACAAUUUCUUGUGUCUGGUUAAGAACACUAUCAAAGAUUCACAAUUAACUGCUUCACACACUGAAGAAAAUUGUGAUUGGCACUCAGUUGUAUUCUACUAGAUUCAGUGUUAAUGUUUAAGCAGUUACAGCUUCAACAACAGCAGCAUUAGUUACAUGAAGAAAGAAGACUCAAUUUCUUCAGAACUGUGUUUUAAUGUCAUCCUGUGCCACAUUGCACCGUUGACUCACAAUGUAUAUUUUCUCAGUCGAAGAAUUUUGCUAUUAAUUAUAUGUAAUUGUGUCCAGUUAGGCCUAUUCUUUCUUGUAGUUUCCUUGUCUCCAUAUUUAUUAAGUAAUACAGCUAUUAGCAAGAACUGUUGAAUGUUGACAUUUUCUGCUAUUAAAGUUUCAUGUGUUAAAUUGUAUUAGGAUAUGUUUUGCAUAUCUUCUUAUGCAGAAUAAUUGGAACCAACAUUUCCAAUUUUUCAGUGUAAGUGAACAAAUGUUAAAAGUCAUUUUUUUGUGCAUGGUUGUGUUUAUAAUUUUUCUGCACUACUGUUCAUUCAUAUAUGGAAAUAAUUCUGAAAUGUUAUUAGAAUGAAAGUAAUGAAGUGUGUGUAUGAUGGUAUAUAAAAAUGUAACAUAUAAAUAUGUGUGUUUACGUGUUUCAAAUGUGAUUGAAGUUAAUGUGAUGGUUACUGAUAAGAGAUAUAGUUCUGAAAUUUUUCAGAAUGAGAAUUAUGUGACAGUGUAUUUACGAUCAGAUUUUUACUGUAAGUAAUGGACACUUUUCAAUAGGUAUUUUUGCCUAGCAUUAUAACUAAAUGAUGCAUAAACCAAAGUUAGAAGUGCUAUUUUGAAGGAGGGUUGCUUCAGUUUUUGUGCCAUUGACCUGUGCAAUAGUCUGUGGUGACGAAGUUAAAACAGAAACUUCAACUGGUUCAUAAAAGCUGUGAAAAUCAGAAUUGAGAACAUUGGCAUCAUGAGUAUACACACAUUUCUGCAUUUGGUAGCCAUCAUCUUUAGCUCUAGAUUUGAGCUUGUGACAGAAAUAAAAAUUCUGAGACCAUGGCGAAUAUCAAAUUUCAUUUAUAUUGCAAGCCAAAGGGAACUCAGAGCAAUAAAAACUUUCAAAGAAACAACUCUACUACUGAGAAAGUUUUUGAUACAACUAUAGAAAAAAAACAUAACACUGGCAAUUGGCAUGUAUGAUAUGUAUUAGUUUGGGUUGCAUAUUGCUGUGAAAACCAGGAGCACAUUCGAUGUUCAUAAAUGUUUUUUGUCCCUCAAAAAUAAAUUUUGUUUGGAUAUCGUAUGCAAAAAUACAUAACUCAAAAGUAA